AGCAAAGGAAAAAAAGACACUGUGCCGGGAAACUACGAUUCCCAGCAACCCUUGCGCCCAAGCCGAAGAAGCCCAGUGCAAUGUGCCUGCUGUUGCUGCUGCAGCGGCAGAAAGUGUGUCACUGGGGCACGAGGCUCUCCCUUGGAGUCACAUGGUGGACGCUCCAGUGCCGCGUGCUGGUGUCUGCGCAGCUGCAGGCAGAGAGGAGAAGGGAGUGAGUGAUCCUGGCAGAGUAAAAUCUUGCAGGCGAAGGGAGAGGUAGCAACAUUGUCAAGCUCCAGGCUGGUGUGAGAGAGUUUGUAUACUCAGCUCAUCUUGCGUCUGGGGCAGCUCCGUGCAAACAGCAGUCUGAAAAAGGCAGCCCCCUCCCCGCCCACCACCCAGUGCAAGCCGGCCGGCUGGGUUUUGGUUUACUGCACAACUUUGAUGGAACAAGAAGAAAGAGGAGAAGGGGACAGUCUCUUGCUUCGCCUCUCUUACUCCUCUCUUACUCUUAUCACUGCAUCCCAGCUCGCAGUAUCGCUGGACGUGGAUGCCAACUGUCAGCUGAACAGGAUGACGACUCUGGAUAGUAACAACAACGCCCCAGGUGGUGUGAUCAGCUACAUUGGCUCCAAUGGAUCUUAUUCUUCACCGAGCCGCACCAGCCCUGUCUCUCUGUGUGGCAGCGACAGUUCCAAUGGCAGUUGUCCAAUGUCUUCUCAACCCCCCUUCCCCAGCUACUUUCCACCCUCGCCCACUGGAUCUCUAGUGCAGGACUCUGGACGCCUGUAUGGGAGUAGUUCAACUGGACUCCGUGAGGAUGCCUCCCCUUCCUCUUUGUCGUCGUCGUCAUCGUCAUCCUCUUCCUACAGCUCUGGAGGCUCUCCUGGGGGUCUGCAGGUGGCCUUGGAUGAUGGGAGGCGUGUCUCCCCUACUAAGAGCACCAGCAGCAGCAUCACAAAGCUCAACGGGAUGGUCCUUUUGUGUAAAGUCUGUGGAGACGUCGCAUCUGGGUUCCACUAUGGUGUCCACGCUUGUGAAGGCUGCAAGGGUUUCUUCCGGCGCAGCAUUCAACAAAACAUCCAGUACAAAAAGUGCCUGAAGAAUGAGACCUGCAACAUUGUCCGCAUCAACCGGAAUCGCUGCCAGCAGUGCCGGUUCAAGAAGUGUCUGGCCGUCGGCAUGUCCCGUGAUGCUGUACGUUUUGGACGGAUUCCCAAGCGUGAGAAGCAGCGGAUGCUGGCCGAGAUGCAGAGUGCCAUGAACAAUAUGGCUAAUAACCAACUGAGUGCACAGUGUCCAAUGGAGAACUUACCGGUGGGACACCCGCAGCCUGCCAACCCACUGCUGUGCCACCAACCCCAGCUGGCACCCUGCUCCCCACCACCUCACGCAGCUUCGCCACUUCGCCAGCCCUUCUCUUGCUUCUCCCAGUUCUCUCAGCAGCUGACACCCCCACGCUCCCCAAGCCCUGGCGAGGUCAUGGAAGAUGUCAUCUCGCAAGUGGCCAAGGCCCACAAGGAGAUUUUUGUUUAUGCCCACGACAAACUGGCCACAGGGCCCCCACCACCCGUGGCGGGUGACAGUGACUCUCACCAUUGGGAGAACAACUGGUUGGCCAAUGGCUACCCUGGGAAUGGGCUCUGCCAUCAGAAUGACAACUGGAAUGCUGGCUCUGCCCCCAGCAAUACCUGUCACCAGAACAACAUCAAUGGCCAUAGGUUUUGCCCCUCUGGCUAUCCUUCUGAUCCCUCCGCUGGACAGGACUGCCCACGGCAGGGUGUGCCCAGAGACAUACUCUUGGCAUGCCCUAUGAAUUGCCACCCCCAUGGUCGCAGUGGCCGCACAGUCCAGGAGAUUUGGGAGGACUUCUCACUGAGCUUCACGCCUGCUGUACGAGAGGUGGUAGAAUUUGCAAAACACAUCCCUGGUUUCCGGGAGCUUUCACAGCAUGACCAAGUCUCUCUACUGAAAGCUGGCACCUUUGAGGUGCUGAUGGUCCGGUUUGCCUCCCUCUUCAACGUCAAGGAGCAGACUGUGACGUUUGUGAGCCGUACCAAGUACAGCCUUGAGGAGCUGUGGGGGAUGGGCAUGGGUGACCUGCUCACGUCCAUGUUUGAGUUCAGCGAAAAGCUUGGUGCCUUGGAACUCUCCGAAGAAGAGCUGGGCCUCUUCACUGCUGUGGUGCUGGUCUCUGCAGAUCGUUCCGGCAUUGAGAAUGCGGCGUCUGUGGAGCAGCUGCAGGAGACAUUGAUCCGUGCCCUGCGGGCCCUCAUCCUCAAGAUCCACCCCCAGGAGAACUCGCGCUUCACCAAGCUCCUCCUGAAACUUCCUGAUCUGCGCACCCUCAACAACAUGCACUCUGAGAAGCUGCUCUCCUUCCGCAUUGACACUCAGUAGAGGAGGAGAGCACACGGACUACUGCCCACCCUCCUGCCCUACCUUCCCUGCGUUGCACUAAUUGGACUGCUCUCUGGGCCUGGACCCAGCUAUGUAUUUAUACUGGCGUAGCAGCUGCUGCCCCCACCUGCCCAGAAGCAAGCGGCACAGUCGCUUUGUAAAUAUCUCUCUGUAUAUUUGAGUUGUGUGAAUAGAACGUUACUCUUCCUGGCCAUGGCCUUGGCCACAUGGGAAUAAUAUAUUGAAAACAAAUUGC
Hemicordylus capensis (graceful crag lizard) is the source of this 2638-nucleotide messenger RNA. It is a transcript of the gene NR1D1, whose product is annotated as nuclear receptor subfamily 1 group D member 1. Lineage: Eukaryota; Metazoa; Chordata; Lepidosauria; Squamata; Cordylidae. The transcript is spliced from 8 exons. Bases 427 to 2382 code for a protein of 651 amino acids. Gene Ontology annotation, biological process: cell differentiation; hormone-mediated signaling pathway; negative regulation of transcription by RNA polymerase II. The record is from RefSeq and is a predicted model, not a curated record. Gene Ontology annotation, molecular function: nuclear receptor activity; zinc ion binding; RNA polymerase II cis-regulatory region sequence-specific DNA binding.